AUGGGAUGGCAUAUCAUCUUUCGUCAACAACCUAUAUCUGUAGCCUCGAUCAAACAUCGAACUUUAUUCGGAUUCAAUGCACCAAAACCUGCAUUUCCCUUUAAAUCAGCAAAGAAAACAGAACAAUAUGCUGAAAGACGUUUACUGGGUUAUACAGCCGCAGAAAUGUACCAUGUUGUUGUUGACGUAGAAAAAUAUCGUGAAUUUGUUCCUUGGUGUAUUCGAUCGGAUAUACUUAAACCAGUAUAUCCAAAUAUGUUUAAAGCAAAUAUGGAAAUUGGUUUUCAAGUCGUUAAAGAACGUUAUCUAGCUUUAGUUACUCAUCAAAAACCAACGCUAGUUAAAUCUGUUUGUUCUGAUGGUCGUUUAUUUAGUCAUUUAAUAACAGAAUGGCGAUUUUUACCCGGUAUUGAGCAAGAACCUCGGUCAUGUAUCCUCGACUUUUAUGUUUCAUUUGAAUUUCGAUCAGCAUUACAUGCUACAUUAGCACAUAUGUUUUUUGAUGAAGUUGUUCGUCAAAUGGUAUCUGCUUUUCUUAAACGUGCUGAAAAACUUUAUGGAGCAGCAUCAAUGCCAUCAAAACGUCUUCGAUAG
Molecule: messenger RNA, 594 nt
Organism: Rotaria sordida
Lineage: Eukaryota; Metazoa; Rotifera; Eurotatoria; Philodinida; Philodinidae
Source: the annotation of a GenBank genome assembly